Mollisia scopiformis is the source of this 930-nucleotide messenger RNA. RefSeq lists its product as uncharacterized. NCBI's taxonomy places the organism in Eukaryota, Fungi, Ascomycota, Leotiomycetes, Helotiales, Mollisiaceae. The record is from RefSeq and is a predicted model, not a curated record. The transcript has a single exon. Bases 1 to 930 code for a protein of 309 amino acids.
AUGGGAACCAAAAGAACAGCAAGCAGCAUGUACAAGAAAUCGAAUCCCAUGCUCGCCGCCGCAACGCUCAAGAGCGCCGCAGCCAUCGGAAAGCCAAGUGCCUCUCCCUCGAAACCUGCAGCCAAACCUCUCUCAAAGAAACACACUAUCCCCUCUUCUGACGCUUCUUCAUCACCCUCUGAUGAAGACGAAUCUUCCCCCUCUGACUCAGGGCCCCCACGCAAGAAAGUCAAGAUCGCCACCGAAGAAAGUUCGUCUUCCUCAUCCUCCGGCACGGCAUCCCCAUCAAAGACGACCAGACUCGCAAUCCAAGAACAUUCAUCUUCAUCUUCUAGCUCUUCCAAAGAUGAAGAUGAAGACGAAGCCCCAAUCGAAAUCCCAUCUACUGGCGUUGACUCAGCCGACGACGACUCCUCAAGUUCAACCUCCAGCGAUGAUGAGAGCGAGAGCAACCUCGAUCCUGGCAUCACCAAGUUCAUUGAGAAGAAUAGGGGUAAGAAGUUGGUUAUUCGAGAGGAGGAUUUGAGACGUGCUGUUGGUAUGGCUGGUGAGAAGAAAGAGAACGUUAAGCCGAAGCUCGAAAAGACUCACAAGCGCUUUCUCGAUAUGUUUGCCGAGCCUGUCACACCUGAUCAUGUUGCGGGCACCAAGCAUCUCAAGGAGGCCGACGAGUUCUUGGAGAAACUAGGAGGUGAGAUUCUAAAUGGAGGCGUGAAGGAGAAGAAUGAGAAGGAGAUCAAGAAGGCGGACAAGAAAAAGAGCAAGGAUAAGGAAAAGGACGACACGCCCCACGGUCUCAAUUCGCCUUCUUUCUUCAAGCCUACGCCCUCGAGUCUUGAGGUUACUAAAGAAGAUUUGAAUAAGGAUAGACAGCUUAAGAUCAAGCAAGGCUUUGGUGUCUUCAAAAAGUGGGAUGGCAUUGAGGAUUGA